CACCUUCUUGUAUCCUUGUCAAACGCACGGCCGAUCAUCCCCACUUCACGUGUGACCACCAGAACGCCAUGAGCGUCCUCCUGGAGACUUCCCUUGGUGACAUUGUCAUUGACUUACUAGUUGACGAGUGCCCUAAAGCCUGCGAAAACUUCCUGAAGCUAUGCAAAGUCAAGUACUAUAAUUUCUCCCCCGUCCAUAGCGUCCAGAAAAACUUCACUUUCCAAACCGGCGAUCCCCUCGGACCUGAUUCCUCGGAAAGCGAUGGCGGUUCGUCGAUUUGGGGCCUUCUGGAAGGUCCGCCGAAGAGGACGUUUUCGCUCGAGCCUCCACGGAAGUUGAAGCACGAUGAAAGAGGAACGGUGAGUAUGGCCACAGUUCCUUCGCCGCAUGACCCCGAUCAGCGCAUCGCUGCGAGCCAAUUCAUUGUCACAUUGGGAGAGAAUCUUGAUUAUCUGGAUGGCAAAGCGGUGAUCUUUGGGAAGGUUGUGGAGGGGUUCGAUGUCCUUGAGAAGGUAAAUGAAGCCUUCAUAGACGACCGGGGUCGACCUCUCAAAGACAUCCGUAUCCGACAUACGGUUAUUCUUGACGACCCAUUCGAAGAUCCCCCGGGCCUGGUGACUCCAGCUGAGAGCCCUUUGCCCUCAAAGGCGCAGCUAGCUACUGUGAGAAUAGCCGAUGAUGAGGAGCUCGACGAUAAUAUGGACGAGGAAUCUAUGGAGAAAUUACGGCGAGAGCGCGAAGCAAGAGCACAGGCGCUGACCCUUGAAAUGGUUGGUGAUCUUCCAUUUGCGGAGGUUAAGCCGCCAGAGAAUGUCUUGUUUGUCUGCAAAUUGAAUCCUGUCACUCAAGACGAGGAUCUUCACUUGAUCUUCAGCCGGUUUGGUCCAAUUUUAUCAUGCGAGGUCAUUCGAGACAAACGAACAGGGGAUAGCUUGCAGUACGCUUUUAUCGAAUUCGAAAACCAGAAAGAUUGUGAACAAGCCUACUUCAAGAUGCAGGGCGUGCUAAUUGAUGAUCAUCGCAUUCAUGUGGAUUUCUCUCAAAGUGUGUCGAAAUUGUCAGAAAGCUGGAGGAACGCUACUAUCUCCAAACGCAGUGGUCAGAGAGGCGGGUUCGGCGGCGUAGCAAGCCUUGAGAAGAAGCGCCAGUAUAGGGCGUCUGAUAACGCUCGUGAAGCAGAGAACGAUUAUAACCUAGUGUUUGACAAGGGUGACAAGGGUGACAAGGCCCCUCGCAGGCGGCCAUACAGCCGGAGUCCACAACGAAGUUCCAAUCGUGACCGACGGGUUAGCCGAAGUCCUCGGCGAGACUCCUAUCGAGAUCCCUAUCGGAGACGACACCGUGACCGGUCUCACAGUCGAAGCCCAGCACGGGGGGAAUAUCGCGAUAAAGACCGUGGUCGCUACAACGACCAUGAGCGACGCCGGGAUGAUGAACGUUAUGGGGAAAGGAGGCGUCGUUGACUUGUUUCUCAAAUUCCUAGUGCCUGUUAUAUAUUCCCUGUGUAAAAUAAAUCAAGCAUACCUACGUAACUAAAUAUGGGCGAUGUUGAUGAUUGA
Aspergillus nomiae NRRL 13137 is the source of this 1559-nucleotide messenger RNA. Its product is annotated as peptidylprolyl isomerase. Gene Ontology annotation, biological process: protein peptidyl-prolyl isomerization. Gene Ontology annotation, cellular component: nucleus. Gene Ontology annotation, molecular function: peptidyl-prolyl cis-trans isomerase activity; RNA binding. The record is from RefSeq and is a predicted model, not a curated record. Bases 69 to 1463 code for a protein of 464 amino acids. The transcript is spliced from 4 exons. Lineage: Eukaryota; Fungi; Ascomycota; Eurotiomycetes; Eurotiales; Aspergillaceae.